Oldenlandia corymbosa var. corymbosa is the source of this 1197-nucleotide messenger RNA. NCBI's taxonomy places the organism in Eukaryota, Viridiplantae, Streptophyta, Magnoliopsida, Gentianales, Rubiaceae. The record is from the annotation of a GenBank genome assembly.
AUGGUCGUCGUUUGUGGACCACCUGGUAACAAAUUCGCAUUCUUCAGCGGCUCAGACUUCAUUCUUCCGUUCUUCCCAUAUCCGGUCGCGAAACUGUUCGAUUCGUUAGAUUCAAACGGCCGCUUAAACAGAGAAUCAUACACGAAAGGUCGUGGUUUCAUUCAUGAAAUCCUGAGGUACGAUGUUUUAAAACAUUACAUACCGAUUGUGGAUUCCAUGGCUCGCGAAUAUCUAAACUCGGAUUGGUUACCGUUUACCGAAGUCACGGUUUAUGCUUCGACGCAAAAAUAUGUGCUUUCAAUGGCUUGCAAGUUACUUUUAGGCUUAGAAUAUCCUGGUGAAGUAGGGAUAGUUUCUGAGCUCUUCAAACGUACGAUGCCGGGAUUAUUAGCCGUGCCGAUUAAUUUACCAGGGACACCUUUUAAUCGUUCAAUUAAAGAAGGGAAAAAGCUGAAAUUGGAGCUGUUGAAGAUUGUGGAGGCUAGGAAAAAGAUGAUUCCAAAGUUGAAGGAAAGGGAAAAGGCUGGAUCAGGUUUUGAGGACAUACUGUCUCGAAUGUUGUUGGAGGGAAAAGACCAUUUCAAGUCAGACAUGGAAAUCGUCAAUAAUCUUAUCAGCUUUUUACUUCCAAGUUAUGAAGGGAUCACAGCCGCCAUCACUGUUACCUUAAAUUAUCUCGCCGAACUUCCUCAUGUGUACGAUGCCGUUUACAAUGAACAUCUGAACAUUGCCAAGGGAAAAUCUCCAGAAGAGACGCUGAAUUGGGAAGAUGUGCUACAAAUGAAAUAUUCUUGGAACGUGGUACGUGAAGCUAUGAGGCUUGUACCACCUAGCUUCGGGACUUUCAGAGAGGCUAAAAUUGACCUCAAGUUUGCAGGGUACACAAUUCCAAGAGGGUGGAAGAUUCUUUGGAGUCCAUUUACUACAAACAAAGAUCCUCAGUACUUUGAAAAUCCAGAGACUUUUGAUCCCCAAAGGCAUGAUCGCGAUGUGUUACAACCGAGCAGCUUUGCACCAUUCGGUGGAGGAACUCAGAUGUGCCCUGGAAAAGAUUUCGCCAAAUUCCUGAUGCUGGUAUACAUGUAUAACGUGGUGACAAAAUUUAACUUCAAAAAACUGAAUCCUGAUGAGAAGAUUGUAUACAUCUCAGGUCCUAGACCUGAAAAUGGCCUUCAAGUGCUACUUCAACAACACUGA